Messenger RNA from Brassica rapa (field mustard), 11737 nucleotides. RefSeq names its product pollen receptor-like kinase 5. Gene Ontology annotation, molecular function: protein binding; protein kinase activity; ATP binding. The record is from RefSeq and is a predicted model, not a curated record. Gene Ontology annotation, biological process: protein phosphorylation. Lineage: Eukaryota; Viridiplantae; Streptophyta; Magnoliopsida; Brassicales; Brassicaceae.
UUUUCACUAAUUUUGUAAUUAGUAAUGAAAUUAAUGUUAUUAUACAUUAGUAUAUAUAUACUCAGUUAUCUUUUAUAUAUGAAAAAAAUUAUAUCAAAUUUUACUAUUUUAUAGUUAUAUCUAUCAUUUUAAAGUAAAAAAUUGUAUUUAACUAAAUAUGAUAAAAUUGUUUUAAACUGAUAAAUUAAUAUAUUUUAUUUUCACAAACAUUAAAAAUUUAUGCUGGAAAUAGAAUAUAUUGGUAGAACGAGUUAACAUUAGUAAAUUAGAUAAUUCAUGUAUAAAAUUAACUUAUCUUAAACUUUUAUAUAUAUAUAGUUAUUAUCUUAAAUGAAUAAACAUAAAAAAAAUAUUGAUAAAAGAAAUCUAGCGCUUUGAAUUACGGAUCAGGAUCAUAAUAAUUAAAUAAAAAUUAAUUUUAAAAUAUAUAUAAUAAAAAUACCAAAUAUAUGUGAUGAUUUGAAAUAAUCAAUUAACUUACAGCAUGAAAAUUAUCAAAUUGUUAUAUUUAAAAUAAUUAUAUAAAUAUAUUUAUUUAUGUAAAAUAUAUGUAAACAUGAAAAUUAAUACCCGCACUAUUGUGCGGAUCCAAAUCUAGUUUUAAUUAUUUUCUCAAUGACAUAAUUUAAUUCAUUUGACAGAUAAUAAAGCCAAGCUAAAUAUCACGGUAAAAAAAUCAAGCAAGCUAGUAGUCUUUUUUCAAAAUAGUAAUAAAAUAUUUAAGUUUUAACUAUAGAUACAUUAUUUCAUAUGAUCAAUUACUUUCAACAAAUUUAAACCGAUAGUAAUUCUACAAAUUCAAUCAAUUAAAAUUUAGAAUUACUAAUAAUAAAAAUAAACAAAAUAAUGAAAAGUUACAAAAAAUCUAUUAAAAACUGAAAGAAUAUUAUUUAAUUUGUAGUGUAACUGGCAAUAAAAGAGAAAUUCAUAAAUUCUACAAGCUCUAACUUAUAACACAUUGUUUAAUUAGUCCAGAUACAAUAUAGAAUAAUUUACCAGUUAUAGGCUAAUUCUUGAAAUUUGUUCAACCAAAUAAACCAUCUAGAAACGAAAACAACAAAGAUAUUACAUAUAUAUAACUUAAACAAGAUAAUUGAAUGGUUACCCAUUUAUCUCUCUCCCACCUAAUAACAAUCUUAAGAUGUUACAAAUCCAAAAACGAAAAUAGAAAGAAAAAGGGAGAAAAGAAUCACAUCUUUGCCAAUUUACACACUCGUGCUUUGUCUAUUCUUGGUAGGUUUUGUUCUUCCCUCUUUCCGUUCUUACAAUUUCUUGUCUCUCACGGAACACACAAAAGCAACAAAAAGAAAGAUUUCGCAGAGAUCAAAUCGAUUCCAUCACGUCUGUAACCGCAAUGCGCAAUUGGGAGAACCCGGUUAUGCUUGCGUGUAACACGGCUUCAAAGAAAAAUCUACCUUCUUGCAUUGUCUUCAUCAUCAUCUUCAUUACCUUGUUAUGUCCGGCCGUAAUGUCUCAAGUAGUUGUGCCAGGUUCAGACGCAGAUUGUCUCUUGAGAUUCAAAUAUACAUUAGCAAAUGGUUCGGUGUUUUUUAGUUGGGAUCCAUCAACAUCACCAUGUCAAGGAAAUGACGCAAAUUGGUUCGGUGUUCUUUGUAGCAAUUACGUUUGGGGGUUACAACUCGAGGGACUUGAAUUAACCGGGAAACUAGAUCUCGACCCAUUGGUUCCUAUGAAGAAUCUACGAACCAUAAGCUUCAUGAACAAUGAAUUCGAUGGACCAAUGCCUCAAGUUAAGAGGCUCACUGCGUUGAGAUCUUUGUAUUUGUCUAAUAACCGGUUUUCGGGGGAGAUACCCGCGCUUGCGUUUCAAGAUAUGCCUCAUUUGAAGAAGAUUUUGCUGGCUAAUAAUGCCUUCCGAGGAACAAUUCCUUCUUCUUUAGCUUCUUUGCCAAGGCUUGUAGAGGUGAGGCUAAAUGGUAAUCAGUUUCAAGGGCAGAUACCACAUUUCAAACAAAAGGAUCUUAAGUUAGCUAGCUUUGAGAACAAUGACCUCGCUGGACCGAUACCUGAAAGCCUCCAAAACAUGGACCCAGGCUCUUUUGCAGGUAACAAAGAUUUGUGUGGUCCUCCCUUAAGUCCAUGUUCUAUUUCCCCUCCAGUAAUUCCUGUUGAUCCAAGAACUCAUCCUAGUCCUCCUCUUAGUUCUCCACAGGGGAACAAGACCGGUUCAUUUAACACUAUAGCGAUCAUUAUGAUUGUUCUUGGCUUACUACUAGUGAUCAUCGCACUUGUAUUCUGUUUCAUUCAGUCAAGAAGAAGAAGAAAUUUCUUGUCAGCUUAUUCUUCCUCUGGUAAGGAAAGUGUAGAGAGCUACACUUAUCAUGAACCAGUGGUUAGGACCAAUAAACCCGCAGAAUCUCUUGUGAAUCACGCAAGGAGAAGAUCAACGCCUGAUCCAGGAGGCAGGCUUCUAUUUGUGCGGGACAAUGUUCAAAGAUUUGGUCUUCAAGAUCUUCUUAAAGCUUCAGCUGAAGUUCUUGGUAGUGGAACGUUUGGUGCUUCAUACAAAGCAGCAAUAUCUAGCGGACAAACAUUGGUCGUGAAGAGGUAUAAACAUAUGAACAAUGUCGGAAGAAAUGAGUUUCAUGAGCAUAUGAGAAGGCUAGGGAGGUUAAACCAUCCGAAUCUAUUGCCUCUCGUCGCUUACUAUUACCGGAAAGAAGAGAAGCUUUUAGUCACUCAGUUUAUGUCUAAUAAUAGCUUGGCAAGCCAUCUUCAUACUAAUCAUUCAGCGGAUCAACCUGGUUUGGAUUGGAUCACACGUCUAAAGAUCAUAAAAGGAGUAGCAAAGGGUUUAUAUUACUUGUUCAACGAGUUACCAACAUUAACUAUCCCUCACGGUCAUAUAAAGUCUUCAAACGUGGUUUUAGAUGAAUCACUCGAGCCGUUGCUAACAGAUUACGCUCUAAGACCAGUGAUGGGCUCAGAGCACGCGCACAACUUCAUGACUGCAUACAAAACACCAGAGUAUGGGCCGGCAAAAGGACAAGUCUUGACAAAGAAGACAGAUGUUUGGUGUCUCGGUGUGUUGAUAUUAGAGGUUUUGACAGGGAGAUUCCCUGAGAAUUACUUGUCGCAAGGUUAUGAUCCAAACAUGAGUCUUGUGACUUGGGUUAGUGACAUGGUUAAGGAGAAGAAAACAGGUGACGUGUUUGACAAGGAAAUGGAAGGGAAGAAGAAUUGUAAAGGGGAAAUGAUUAAUUUGUUGAAAAUAGGGUUGAGAUGUUGUGAAGAGAAAGAAGAGAGGAGGAUGGAGAUGAGAGAAGCUGUGGAGAUGAUUGAGAUGUUGAGAGAAGGAGAAUCAGAUGAUGAGUUUGGUUCCAUUGAUCAACGAGUGAGUAAUGAUUUAUAUUCUUCAAUGUUGUGGGACGAUGAUGACUCGUUGAAUCGAUGAGUUAUUCGGAUUUUCAGUCAUUUCUUUCUAGGAAUCAUUUGAACAUGUAUAAAAGUGCCGUGGUGGCUUUACCGGAGAGAAGAAAGAAGAGCAUGUGAUGGAUUGUUCUUCUUCCUAUUGUUAGUGCAGAUCAUUAAGAAAAAUGUAUGAGCAGUUUAUGGACCAACAAAUAUGUAUAUAGUUUGUAUCUGUAUAUCUCCAUCGUUGUCAGCUUUAGUUCUUCACCAUAACCUGGACUUUUAUAGCAUUAUCAUCUGCUUUAGUGCUUGUUCUUUUGUCCUAGCAAUUAGCAUUUGUGGAGUGAUCUUUCUUUCUCUCAAAAGGUAGAUUUUUACAACUGUCUUUGAGAAAUAUGAGAUGUGUAUUAGAAACUUUUAAAAUAUAUAUGUAAAAAUGGUUUUGAAUUUGAAAUUAGGAUGUUAAUAAUCAAAAAAAGUGCUGAUAAAUAGUAAAUCUCGAGUUAACAACAGAUAUUAUCUCCUCUUUGAAUACAUGUAUAUAUCAAGCAGAACGGUUAGUACAAAAGAUAAUUAUACUAUUAACAGUACUCCUUGCACCAUGCUGAGUUCUCUUGUAAUAUUUUUCUCUCCUUUAUAUGCAUAAUUUACAUUUUCUAGAGUUUAAAUCCCAGAUUUCAUGGUGUAUAAUCAUUAAUGAACCAUUAGACAAAUCGCUCGACUAAGAGAAUUCCGUUGCAUAGAGUUUUUAUACAGGGGUUUUAUACCAAAUAAAACUAAUAAUGUACUAAAACUUAUUUAUUUAAAUAAAUUAAAUGCAUUUUUAGGUGGACAUGUAUAUGUAAGGGUUCUAAAAAAUAUUUAAAAAUAUCUAAUAUGAGAUUUUUUUUUUGUCUCUUUCAUGUCUUUUCUUGUUUUUUUUUUCUUUUUUUUCUUUUAUUUAAUUGCUGAGAUAUUCAAUGAAUAUUGUCUAUGUAACUACUCCUAGAGUAACCUCAACAUUUUAGAACCCUACCACAGUUUCUGACAGCUUUAAUAUUAUUAUUUUAACUAAAUUUUAUUUAUGCAAUUAAUAUUUAUUUACAAAUCUCAACUACUAAUAACUUGACACUUAAAGCAACUUCAUUGCUGAUGAUGAAAAUUUGAAGUUCUUGACAAUAGAUAUUCAAUAUUUUAGUGUGUUGUAGUUGUGGUUGGGUUAUUAAAUUUAAUUGCUUUAGAAUCUUAGAUAGAUAUAGACUAGUGAAAGUGAAAAUGUGUUAUCAAAGUUUCUAAAUAGACUCUUAAAGUAUCAGUUCAGACAACCUCAGUCAUCUCUCUUUUAUACUUUUCUAUAUUUUUAUUUGAUUAGAUACUUCUUUAGAACUUGUCAAUGGACAAGAUUUUAGAAUACUGAUAUCUAAAAAGUUUAUCGAAUGUAAACAUAUUUCUCUCUCUCACUUCAACUUUUAUUUAUUUUUUAUUUUUUUUUAUUUUGUAGAUACUGUAAGAAUGAAUGUGCUCUUAAAUAGUUACAAUAAUGGAAGGCUUGAGACAAUCCACACUAAAAUGCGCUAACUCACAAGAAACAAACAGUUUCCAUGUAUACAAUUAUUAAUUUUAAUAUACGUUAUUUUCUUACAAAAUUGAUAAAUCCUCUAAACUAUUUGUGAAGUGAUGUUUUAAUUUUUUUUCUUACGUUUCAUCUUGACAUUUAGGUUUACCAAAAAAAUAUAAAUAUUUUCUAAUAAGUGACUAACAUCAAGUUAAUUAUGAUAUUGAUAAUUUGAUUUAUUUUAACAUAUUUUUGAUAAUAGUUUUGAGUUAUGGUAAUCACUCAAAUAUUCACAGCAGAUUAAACAAAUAUAACAUUAUUAAAAAUAAAUUAAUAAUAUAACUAUAAAUAUAGUAAUAUAUUCAUGUAAAUUCAGAAUAAAAAUGAUAUAAAUUUGUGUAAAUAAAUUAAACAAAUUAAUAUAAAUGUGACUCAACCAAUAAAAAUGAAGAUACAAUUAAAACAAGUCACAAUUAAUUGUAAAAGUGUGUUAAGACUAUAAAUUAAAAUAACAGCAAGUCAAAUUUUUGUGGAUAUUUAAAAGCUUAAAACUAUAACUAAAUAUGUUAGUCAAGGUAAGAAUGAUUAUAAAGUAAUCAUAUUUUUAAUUCAUGCCUAACAGCAAUGGAGUAAAUGAGUUGAACGAAUGAGAGUUGGAUCACUAGGUUAACUAAUAAAUUAAUUUUUAUAAGUUAUUAUGUCUUAUUUUAAAGCAAACUAAAUAUCAUUUUUAGAAUAUAUACAUUUAUAUAUAUUUCUAAAAUAAAUAUAGUUACCAAAAUCUAUUUUUUAGAAAAGGAAACAAAUAUAUUUUAAAAACAAUUUAACUAGAAUUAAAUAAAAUCAAAAGUAAAAUAUUUAAAUCAAAUUAAAAAAAAUUAAAAAAAUUAUGAUUUUUUAUUUGUAAACUGAUAGAGUAAAAUAAAAAGUUAUUAAUGCAUCAACUAAAUAUUCAUUUUGAAAUUAAAAUACUAGUUUAAAACUAUAAUAUUUAUGUAUGGCGUGUGAUACCUCGUUGUAAACUAUAAUAUUUAUGCAUGGCGUGUAAUACCUCGUUGUAAACAUAUAGCGUGUUUACCGCAAGGAACAUAUAGUUUGUAUACUAUAUUUAAAUCGUACCAGGAACUAAGUUCCUAUUAACGAAAAUCAAGCUAUGUUCUAGACCUCAUUAGAAAAAAAUAGUUGUUGGUAUUUUCCUCCUUAGAAAUUAGUUGAAUUUCAAUCUAAAUACUCUUAGAUUAUAAAAAAAUAUAGUUUGUAGUGUUGUUUCUCUAAACCAUAUAUACAAUGGUUUGAACACCCAUUUCAUUUUCAACAUAUUUUUUUCCUAUUUUUAACAUUCCACAUCAUCUUAUUUCUCUCUUCAACCUAAUUUAUUCCACUUCAUUUUUAACCUAUACAAUAGUUUGUUUAAAAAAAAAUCAACACUCUAUCCCACCAUUUUUAAUUCAUACUUAUAUUUUUCAUAUUAUAAUAAAUACAUAUUAAUAAUAUUUGUAAUUGUAAUUAACUUAAAAACAAAAACAAACAUAACUAGUUUGGUUUUGAAAUUAGUAAUUGUUGGAAUUUUGGUAGUUAAACGGAAAUUAGAAGAAUUUUGGAUGUUAUUGGGAUCCAUUUAACAAAAAUAUUUUUUGGUUUGCAAAAGAAAAAGGUUUAAAUCACUAAAAUAGUUGAUUAUAAUGAAAAUGACGUUUUAUGUAUCCAAAUGAAGUGAGAGUAGUCUAUAUUUAUAAAUCAUAAAAAUCAUGAACUUUUUUAAUUUAAUUAAAAGUUUUAUUAUAUAAUAAAUGAGCUCAAAUGAUUAGAUGAGUUAAAAAAUGCACAACCGAUCAAUUUACGCCACGUGGCUAAGUUGGACAACUAAAAAAAUAUUCAACGUUGAAACUUUACAACAUCUUUGCAGCCACCUAGAUAUGUAAUAAAACUUCAACAACCCCAUUGUUGAUUAUUUAAGAGUUGAAUUUGGUUUCAACACCACCAUGUUGGGUGAACACUAUCCACAAUAUGUAAAAUUAUUCAACACCCUUGCUUGCUCUUUUUAACAUUCUACAUCAUAUUAUCCCUCUUUCUCCUAAUUACUUAACACCAAAUUCAUUUUUAACCUUUACAAUAAUUUUUUAAAUAAAAUUCAACAUCCUAUUCCACCAUUUUUAUUUUAUAUUUUACGUUUGCAUACUUGUAUAUCUGGAUACUAGUUUUAUAAAAAUAUCUAACUUUUUUUUUAAACACUAGAAAUUUAAUCUUGAAGUGUUACACAAGGAAAAAAUUCAAACAUAGACAUAGAGUGGAUUUUGACUUAAACGAAAAGAUUAGUAAGCCAAGAAGGAUGUCCUCUAGCAAUGUAAGAUUGAAAGAGAUCUUCUUUAAUCACACUUUCCGCAAUAAGCAUGGCUCCUUUGAUGUUGUGUCGAGAGUUGAAUUGUGCUUUCCAGUCCUGGAACUCGUUCAAAAGUGGUAAAAUCUUUGAAGAGUAGAACUUAAAAUAAGGCCAAGCAUGAGUUUUAGAGAUAGCUUCAAUCAAAUCAUGAUCUUCACUUGAAAAUAUGAUAGAGUCAUACUGAAUUGUUUAUAAAAAUAUCUACCUAUUAACAGAAAUAAUAAAAUAAAAUCAAAUUAAAGGAAAUAAAAUUUUAAAAUAUAUUAUUUUAUCUUGUUUUAUAUUUUUCAUGUAAUCAAAUUAAACUAGUUUACUAAAAACUUGUAAAACUAUGUAUUAUUAUUUUUAAAUCCAAAUCAAAUAAAACAACUUUCUAUUUGUAGAAUAUGAAACACAAAAAUUUUUGUGUUACAAAAAAAAAACACAAAAUUUUUUGAUAUAAAAUAAAACAAAUUAAUCUAUUUAUAUAAAAAACUAAUCACAAACAAUUAGGAUAAAAAGUAUCAAAUAUAUCAUUCUCUCUCUUCUUUCUUAUUGAAAAAUGAUACAUUGCACCUGUGGACCCAAUUUUUUUUUUUAUUUUUCAACAUGUUGAGAAGAUUCAACUCAUUUGAAUCCACCUAAGCAUUUUGAUUUUUUUCAACAUGUUCUUGAAAGUUCAACUGUUGAUUCAAAAAUUCAACAACCCCAUUGUACAUAGUCUAAGUCCUCUUCAUUAUUAGAUUUUAUUCAAUAGGACUUUUGUUUCUGAAAAACAUAUUUUUCGCCAACAACUUUUUAAAAAAAGUUUCCUAUUUCUGCAGGUUUAAAUGUUUACCUUGUAUUCCUUCACAUUUAUCAUUUACUUUUCAAUAUAUUAUCUGUAUGCGAAUAAAAAAUUUAUACAAAUAAUAAUGUUUGAUACAUAGUAUAACCAAUAUUCUCUAAGCCUCUUUUCUCAGAUAUGACCCAACAAAUAAUCUAUUUAGUUGAUUUUUUUAUAGCAGAUAUAAAUGAAAUUGGAAGCGUUCAUAACGAUUAUCAUAGAAUCAAAUAAAAAUUUCAUUAUGUACAUCAAAGAUAAUUAAUAAUAUUUUAUAAGCAUUCCAUUGAAUUCAAAUAACAAGCCUCUAGUUGAGGACCUUAGCUAUCUUCAAAAAGUAUUUGUCUAUUUAUUUCUCAGAGUAAAUUUUUUAUAGAAUAUUUUUAGUAAAUAAUUAUCAUAACCAACCAUAUCUAUUAAUAUUUCACGUGGUUUAGAAAACAUCAAAAUUGGUAUGAUAUAUGUCAUCUAACUAUCAUCGUCCACUGAGUCCAAUUUUCUCUCAAAUGAAGCAAAAAGCCAAAUCAAGCAAGUGGAGAUAUUGUUCAUGAUUUAGAUGCAUCAACUCUAAACCCAUCCACCCAUGAUAAGAUUUAUUCACUUUCCAAAGUUUGUUUAUAUUUCAUUUAUGUUCUAGUUUCGCUUUCUUAAAGCAUAACUUUAAUAAUGUCAAGACAACAAGCCAUUUCUCUCAUUAUUUAAGUAAUAAAUAUAUAAAUACACUGCUGUUUUUAUGUCUUUCGAUUGUAAAAUUGGCUACAUGUUUACGAUGCUAACAACGACUUGGGAGUUAUACAAAUAAUAAUGUAAACUAAAAAUUUAGAACUUAUGAUUCAGUGUAUUGCAUAGCACUCAACUUUGUAUGGCUCUUUUAGAUCAUCACUAUCCUCUUCUACUCAAUAAAAAUCUAAGAGAUUAUAAAUUUAGAAAAUUGAAAUUUUUUUAGGAAACUGAAACCAUAUUAUGUUAAUAUUGUAACAUGACUAUUCAAAUGAUUGUGUGACAUAUGUUAAAAUGCUAGAUUUUACACAUGAGUUUCAAAAAAAAUUCUCUAAUGUUUAUUUAAUAAGUAAAGAAACAAUAAAUACAUUGGGUAAUCUAAAAACUACUCUCUCUGAUAUAUAUAUUAAGUAUCGUUUUAGAAUUUCGAACUUAUUUAUAAAUGUCGUUUUAUAUUUUUAAUCCAUAUAUUUAAUAAUUUUCCAGUUUUACCUUUACUUUUAGCUCACUAAUUAACAAAAUAAAAAAUAAUACUUGGGGAAAUUGUCAAAAAGACUCAAAAUUUAUUUUAAAUACAAAAGUGUGCCCCGAAUUCAAUCAAAUGCAAAAGUAACCUAAAAUAGUAGUGAAAUUACAACAAUCUUCUUAUGACCAAACAAAAAAAAUUGUAUUGAGUUUUACCAUUAUAACCCUCUGCGUGAGAACACUUACAAAGAAGUAGUAGAUCUUUAAAAUAAUUUAAAAAGUUUAUAAAAAAUGUUUUGAUGGGGAAAAAACUGAAAUCAUGUAAUAAUAAACAUUUCUAAAUGAUGUGAAUUUAGUUUUACUAAAAUUGAGUUCUUUUCAACAUAGAUGAAUGAAUGUGGAUUGAGUUAUGAUAGUCCUUGAUUUAGGGUUUGGUAACAUAUAGUAUAGUAUUGUUGGUAUUUUUAGGGUUGGAUUUUGAAAUCUUAUCUUAUUCUUUUGGUUUGACCUAUAUGUGUUUAGUGACUAUCUAAUAACUUGAUUUAAACACUUUUUAAGUAUCUUUAAAGUUUAAGAAAGUGUGUUUUCUUAGUUAUUUGAUUAUAGGGCAUGGAAGACUAACAUAAGACUUCCCAAGAAGUCUUCUGACACAUCUCACCUAAAGUUUAGUAGAAUGUAGGGUUCCCACCUAAAUUUUAGAAGAAUUUAGGUUUCCCGCCUAAAUUGAAGUCUUAUAUGGGAAGUCUUCUCAUGUAUUAGAUCUUAAAAUUAAUUAAUAAUUUUUAUAAAAAAUAUUUUGAAAGGGAAAAAGUCGAAAUUAUGUAUUAAUAAAUAUUUCUAAAUGAUGGAAAUUCAGUUUUACUGAAAUUGAAUUAUUUUUAACAUAGAUGAGUGAAUGUAGAUUGGGUAAUGAUAGUCUUUAGUUAAGGUCUGGUAACAUAUGUUAUACUAUUGUUCGUAUUUUUAAGGUUAAACUUUGAAAUCUUAUAUUUUUCCUUUUUUUGAAAAAAAAUUGACUUAUAUGUGUUUAGUGACUAUCUAAUAAUUUGGUUUAAGUACUUUCUAAGUAUCUUUUACGGUUAAGGAUGUGUUUUUUGCUUAGUUAUUUGAUUAUAGGGUCAUAAAGACUGACAUAAGACUCCCAAUAAGUCUUCUGACAUAUCCCGCCUAAAUUCUAGUAAAAUUUACGAUUUUCGCUUAAAUUUAAGAAGAAUUUAGGUUUUCCGCCUAAAUCUACUUAUCUUCCGUCGGAAGACUUCUAUAGAAGUUUUCUCUCGUAACCAAAAAUUUGACCAAAACCUGAAAUAAAAUUUGUGAAGACUUCUAAAGAAGUUUUCUCAUUAAUAAUAAUUUUUUUACUAUUAUUUUUCAAUUGCAAAAGUAUUACACAUAAACUUCUUGCAACAGUGAGAAGACUUCUAUAGAAAUUAUCCCCGGGAAGUCUUCUAUAAAAAGUCAAAUUUCUGAUAAACUUUGGUCAAUUGGAAAACUAACAUGUUUAUCCGAGAAGUUUUCUCUGAGAUUUUUCAAUUUGUUUUUCUUAAUAAAGAAAACUUAGAAGUUUUCUAGGGAAGUCUUCUUGAUGGAGAAUACAUCUUGCAAAGUCUUCUGAAAGUCUUCCCGAAGUCUUCUGAAAGUCGUCGCAAAAAGAUCUGAAAAAAAACCAUUUCAUACCUUGAACCUAUGAGAUGACUUGCUUAGCUUCUCUAAGCACCUAAAACUUCAUUACAAAAGCUACCAAGUCGUUAAUGACCACGCAUCAUGAGUUUCAAUGUCUCUAUGAGCCUUACGUAACUUGGAAUCAAAAUCUUUGUUUUUGGAUGAAUUUAAAGAGAGAGUGAAAGAGAUGUGAUUUGUGUGCAUAAGUAAUGAGAUAUGAAGAUGAAAAUUGAAACUUUGGUGCAUUAAGAGCUUCAAAUUGGUUGUUCAUGGUGGUUAGUGUAUUGAUGGCAAUGACAGUAUGAUAAAUACUUUGUGAAGAUGAGGAUGAUAAAGUAAAAGACUCAUUUUCGGAAAAAGAAAGAAAAAAAUGAUAUUUUCAUGAAUAACUCGAACUUCUAGGGUGAAUAGAAAAAAAAGUUAUUAAAAAAAAUAUAGGUUAUUUUUAUGUUUGACUUGAAAUUUUAGGCCAUAUUUGAAAAGUCCAUAAUACGUUAAGUAAGAGUAAAAAAACUUUAAUUAGUUUUUUAAAAUAUAUAUAUAAAAUAAAAAGACCAUAUUCUUAAAAUGGAGAGAGUACGAUAUUAUAUCAAAGAAUUGGAAUAUAUAGUGUAUUUUUAUGGAAACAAUUGUUGUCAAUUUAACUAAUAAUCUCUUUUAUGUUUUGUUAAAAAUUGUAUAUAUUCUUUUGAUGAAUAAUUUUUUUUGUCAACAUUUGUAUUUCAUUAAGCCCAAAGGGCUAAAGCAGUAGUACAAUUUACAAUUAAUGUAAGAUACUAAAUGCAAGACAGAGAAACACAUGUAU